CGCCUCAGGGCCCUCAGCGGAGCCAGCGCUCAGGGCCCGCAGCGUCCCAUCGCCCCACGGCCGGGCCCCUCCAGCGGCGCGCAGCGGGCUCCGCGUUCCCUGCGGAGGGAGAGAUGGGGGGGCGGCUCCCGCCUCGCCCCGUCCGCCUCCACCUCCUUCGCCUCUGCCGCGGCGGCCGCUCCCUUUUCGCCUCUUCCCCCUGCCCCAACCCCGGCAGCCUUGUGCUCAUUCAGGAGGUGCCGGGGAGCGUCGCCGAUGCCAUUGUUCCCACAGCCGCGGGACCGGCGUCCGGGUGUGUGCGUGUUGUCCCCCACCAUCACCUCACACCCCCCUUCCCGCCGCUCGCCGGGCGCGCGCGUCGCGCCGCCACCGGGCAUAAAGGGCGCGUGGCCGCGGCACCGCACACCCACACAUCCCACACACACACGGGAGCCGGCGGGACGGAGCGGUCUCACCUGCCGCUGGGCCCGGGGACAGGUGCCGCUGCCAGCGGAACGACUGGGAGCCGGUCCCGGAAUGGGAGCGCGGCCUCCGGGUGGGGGAUUCGGGCGGCCCUGUAGGCGAAAGUGGCUGAGGGGACAGCAUUCACCGAGAGGAGAGGUGGCAAGCCCCGCGAGGAAAGGCGGCAUCCCCCGGGCAUGGGGAAGACAGGGCACCGGUGAUACGCUUAUCGCGGCAAGAGAAGAUGGGCGCCGGGAGGAAGGCAAAGCAAGCGGCUCGCGGUCGGUGCCUCGGCCGCCGGGAAGGGCAGGCCAGGCCAGGCCGUACCGGCAGGUGGUUCCCAAUGGAGGCGGUCGGCGGGCCGUGCCGCUGGGCUGCCAGCUUUCCCUCCCAGGCAUUGCUCAUUCGGGUCAUAGAAGUGAAACUGACUCCCGCGUGAAGUCUGUCAAUCGCUUUCUAAUUCUGCAAAGAGCAGUAGAUACCAGAAGGGAGCAGGGGAAGAGGAUGGGAAAUGGGGUCGGGGUCCCAGCAACUCUUCGGGUUUAUUUUCAUGAUCACAUUAUUAAUGCAUAACUAUGCUUGACGUUCAGGUUCCAUUAAAAGCAAGAGGCUGCCUCAUCUCCAGCUUGCUUAGGACUUGCUGAUGCCCAACACCUAAAGAGGAAGGCAUGGAUUCAUCAGACACUGGACUUUGCAGAUCAGGAGAGUGAGAGAAACAGGUGUUUUGCCCUGCUGUGGAAAGAGAUGAGCAGUUAGGAGCUUUGACUGAGGCCGCAGACGGAGUCACUGUCACUGCAGCACCACAUCCCAGUCUGAUCUUGAAAGAUGGCAUUUCUCUCUCCCAUCACCAUAGUGCUAUGGAAGUCACACAGAAGACACGUUGACAGAUUUGCUGUUAAUCUGCAUCAGACUGCAACGGGGAAGGCCCAACCUCCCCCUCCAUCUCCAGUGUAAUGUACACACUCCCCCACCAGGGAAUCUACCACUGGGACACGUGAUGCUACUACACAGCCUGGAGGAGAGCUGGCCAGUGCAGAUGCUCAUCUGCAUUCAUCACACCAGCUGAGGAAUGGCUCCCCAGGCAAUUACUAGCAUGUUGAAGCUCUGCAACACAGAAAACUGUUCAGAGGAAAAACCUUCUCCAGCUUUCAGCCCAGUGACAUUUCUAACCCUUGUGCCAAAAGAGAAAGGAAUCUUCAGGACUGAAAUAUUCUCAUUUUCAGCCUUUGCACAUGAUCUGCUGCAAGCAACAGCAGAGAAAUUAUUUACUUCUAACCACCAGCUCCUGCAGGGUGGGGAGAGACUAGGGAAGGACAACACAUGAGUUGGGUUUUUAUUAGCCACAAAACAGGAAAGGGAGAUGCCUGAGAAAAAGACUUUUGAAUAAACCUUUGCUAACUGCUUCUGGCAGUUCAGAGAUAACUGCACCUUGAAAGCCAACCUCACCACUGUCAGAAACUAAAAAUGAGACAAUUAGUGAAAAUAAAAGGAAGGUGGUAAGCUAGAAUUCUGAGCUGCCACCACAGUAACAAGGCAUCACUUUGCUUCUGCACUCCAAGAAUGAAAAUAAAAGGUCCUCCAUUUGCUACACUUUAAA
Pogoniulus pusillus (Red-fronted tinkerbird) is the source of this 2038-nucleotide messenger RNA. Its product is annotated as collagen alpha-1(I) chain-like. NCBI's taxonomy places the organism in Eukaryota, Metazoa, Chordata, Aves, Piciformes, Lybiidae. Bases 256 to 1014 code for a protein of 252 amino acids. The record is from RefSeq and is a predicted model, not a curated record. The transcript is spliced from 5 exons.